AUAACAUUCAGACUCUCGCCGCGUCUCAUCGAACUUGUCUUCCACCGUGCUCACUCUCUAUAAUCAUAUUCAGUCCACCUGCAUGAAUGUUUGUGGCAAGGAAACUUGUAGACUGCAAGACCUGAUCUCAUGACUGCGCACGCUCUCUUCCGGACCGCCUGGCAAAUAUACUCUCACAGUGAAGUAGCCAGUCAUUGGCAGCAUUUAUCCUCUGACGCGAUGCUCCCACACCUCCGUGUUGACCAACUCCCUCGCGGCCCGCCCAGCCCAUAUUCUUGACCGAGAUAUAAGAAUGCGGUAUACGACAAGAUCAGAGUGGUUGCCCUCAGGACCUCUGUGGCUACCGAAGACGUCGCCGUGACCAACCGUCAUGAUCGUGCUGCUGUACGCGAGCUUGACCCUCCUCGCAUCCGCCGUCUCUGCAUACGAAAAGGUAUGCAGAGUGACACCGCUGGGUGGUGGGCAAGACGAUGGCCCGACCAUCAACAAUGUCUUCGCCGAAUGCGCGUCCGAGGCUACCAUCGUGUUGGAUGGCUACUAUAGCGUGAACACACUGCUACUGACCGAGGGCCUCAGCCAUGUGGAUAUUCUGCUCAGUGGAACAGUGCAAUACACUGCGGAUAUCGAGUACUGGUCUCCGAAUAGUCUUUACUUGACAUUCCAGAACGCGACGACGUUUUGGUUCCUCUCUGGCGAUGAUAUCCAUCUCUACGGAGGUGGGACAAUCGACGGCAACGGCCAGGUCUGGUACGAUACGUUCAACAUAACCGGAGAAUCUGCGACAGCGGGUGCUUCUACGCGGUCCUUCUCGCGCCCCAUACCGUUGACGGUUGGCAAUGCGUCGAACGUUGUCGUCGAGAACAUCACGCAGUGGCAGUCGCCUAAUUGGAACAAUUUCGUGUACCAAAGUACCAACGUUACGUAUCGCAACAUCAAUAUCAACUCCUUCUCGUAUUCGAGCGCACCUGCCAAGAACACCGACGGUUGGGACAUCUACCGCUCGUCCCAAGUUACUAUCACCGACUCCAUUAUCAACAACGGCGACGACUGCGUCUCUCUGAAACCGAAUGUUACCGAGGUCGUUGUAACCAACCUGUGGUGCAACGGCUCUCACGGAAUCUCCGUGGGCAGCCUUGGGCAGUACGCUGGCGAGACAGACAUCGUCGCCAAUGUCUUCGUCAAGAACGUUACUAUGCGUUAUGCUGAGAAUGGCGCCCGUAUCAAGGCCUUUGGCGGGAGUCCUGACGCAAAUAGUACAGCUGGUGGAGGCACUGGCUAUGUCAAGAAUGUGACAUUCGAGGACUUUUUCGUCUAUGUCGUGGACGACCCAAUCGUCAUUGAUCAGUGCUACUUCACGGACGCUUCUGUCUGCGAGGAGUACCCCAGCCAGCUCUCCAUCUCUGACAUUCACUUCAUCAACGUGACAGGAACCUCGUCUGGGGCGGAAGGUACCGUCGUCGUCGACCUGGAGUGCUCUCAGGAAUGCGAGGACAUCACAGCGAGCGGAAUUGAUGUCACAUCGCCGGACGGCCCUGCUACGUAUGUCUGCAAGAACAUUGCGAGCACAGACGAGCUGGGCUUCAACUGUAGUGCUCCUUCGAGCUGAUGCAGUUGUGUUGGAAGUUGUGUUUGCCAAGGCAUACUUUGCCGGCAAGAUUUCUUGGUGUCUUGACCCAUGUAAUGCUGCUAUUGAGAGUUCGAACGGACGACAGUACGAAACCAGAUUAGUGAGAGCUGGUUUCUAUACGCAA
This is a messenger RNA of Rhodofomes roseus, 1751 nucleotides long. Its product is annotated as pectin lyase-like protein. Gene Ontology annotation, molecular function: polygalacturonase activity. Lineage: Eukaryota; Fungi; Basidiomycota; Agaricomycetes; Polyporales; Fomitopsidaceae. Gene Ontology annotation, biological process: carbohydrate metabolic process. The transcript is spliced from 15 exons. Bases 371 to 1606 code for a protein of 411 amino acids. The record is from RefSeq and is a predicted model, not a curated record.